This is a messenger RNA of Phymastichus coffea, 1035 nucleotides long. RefSeq lists its product as uncharacterized. The coding region runs from base 1 to 1035 and encodes 344 amino acids. Gene Ontology annotation, molecular function: nucleic acid binding. The transcript is spliced from 2 exons. Gene Ontology annotation, biological process: DNA integration. NCBI's taxonomy places the organism in Eukaryota, Metazoa, Arthropoda, Insecta, Hymenoptera, Eulophidae. The record is from RefSeq and is a predicted model, not a curated record.
AUGGCACCGCUGCCCCCGGCCCGAGUGACACCAUCGCGUCCUUUCGCCAAAUGCGGGGUGGAUUACGCAGGUCCAUUUUCGCUUUGUCGCAGCAAGGGCAGAGGAGUUCCUACGAUCAAGGGCUACGUAGCUCUAUUCGUGUGCAUGAGCACGAAAGCCAUUCACCUUGAGUUAGUGGGAGACUUGACCACCGCCAGUUUUCUUGGGGCACUGACACGCUUCGUCGGUCGCCGAGGUCGCCCUGCAGAGAUAUGGAGCGACAAUGCGACCAACUUUCGCGGUGCUAGUCUGGAACUGAGCCGCCUCCUACGAGAAGCCGAGAUCGAUUGGGGUCUAGUGGAAGGCGAACUCGCUCAAGAGGGAAUUACUUGGCGAUUCAUCCCACCGUCGGCACCUCAUUUCGGCGGUCUUUGGGAGGCUGGCGUGAAGUCUAUGAAAAGACACUUGCUUCGCAUCGCCGCUUCACGCCGCCUCACCUAUGAGGAAUUCACCACUCUCUUGGUUUCCGUCGAGGCUCUUCUCAACAGCCGUCCUCUCGUGCCACCGGCUGGGGACCUGGGAGACUUGGAGGCCCUCACACCAAGUCACUUCCUGAUUGGCACGUCGUCCACGUCUUAUCUGCAGCCCAAUCCCUCUACAGACAAGAUCAACCAGCAUCAUCAUUGGGAGCUUGUCCAAGCGAUGAGGGGACACUUUUGGGACCGGUGGAGCAGGAAGUAUUUGAACACGCUCCUUCAAAGACCGAAGUGGAGAAAGCCGCAGCCCAACCUUAAACCAGGCGAUGUAGUUGUCAUUGUAGAUCCUUCGCUUCUACGGCCGGAUGGGCGCUGGCCUCUCGGCCGAGUGAUUGCCACCCACUCCGGGUCAGACGGUCUGACUGGGCGUAUUCCUCAUAUAACGAGAAAUAGGUGGAAUCAAAGAGAAGUCGUACAGAAUCAAAAUGAUUACAUCAGGGAAGAAGAAAUAUUAACCGAGAGUGCUGACGAAGAUGAACAAAUGGAUUUCAUAGAUCAAGACGUAAGUUUUCUAGUUUAA